GACUGGCCAGAGUUGCUUGACCACCCUUUCUGGGCACAAGUACUAAUGGAGGAAGAGGGUGGAGAGGGAGAAAAGGAAGAUGAGGAGAAAGAGGUGGAUCAGGAGGAAACAAUUAGCUGUGAGGGGGUUGUUUCAACUAGCGUGAGACACACAGGGAUUUGUGCCCCUUUCCCUCCAGAACUUGCGGACAAGCUUCCAGACAGCCAUUCUGAUUCAGUCAUCACCCAGCCAGCCCAUAGGAUCUCUAAGAAACUGAACUCUUUACAGAUAACAACUGCAACAGCCUGCAGACCAUCCGACAGAAGAACUGAUUUCCAACAAGCUGUCAGACACACAACCUGUGGAGCCUCAAGGAACAGCAAGGGCUCGGAGAGAGGAAGAGAGGAGAAGGCAAAGGCAGACGAUGACCCUGAGCUAACUGGGGCACAGCAGAUGUGCCUCACACUGCAGCCUAAUAAAUCCUUCACACUAGAUAAGGUGUCAGAUCUCAAGCCAAAGAGUGGUUUGGAUGUGGACCACACUGGAGCCAUUUUUCUGCUCAGCUCCUGUGCCACCUCAAGGAGAAGCUGCAGUAUCUCAGACCCUCCCAAUCAGACCGCUGCACUUCAGGCUAGUACUGGUACUGAGAUCACAUUUGGUGUGAAAGCUCUUCUUCACACUGACUCUGAUCUGACUGUGACCCAACUCCUGGACAACCCCAAGAUUCUUAAAAGUCCUCCUGUGCGAUAUGAUCCCAAAAGCCUUUGUGUACCAGCAUAUUCAGUUGAGAAGCUGCAGUCCCUGAGUGAUGAAGAGUGGACUGUCCUCCUUUUACAGUUUAGUUCAUCGCUGGAAGAACAGCACCCCUCCACUGCUCCAUCUCCUCAUUCCACAGCCACACGCUCCAGACUCAACCUGCUGUGCUACCUCUGCUGUGUCGUUGGACACAAAGCUAUUGCUAACAGACUGAUAAACUCAAAACUGCUUCCAGUAUUGACUCACCAUUUACGACAAGCUCCCAACUGGGAUGUACGGAGCAAAGUUCUCAGAGUGAUGGGUCUACUGGCUCUGCACUGUACUGAACUAAGAGAGGACAGCCCUGUUUCUGAGGUCUGGAAUGUACACACAC
Notothenia coriiceps (black rockcod) is the source of this 1108-nucleotide messenger RNA. Its product is annotated as serine/threonine-protein kinase ULK4-like. The annotation marks the transcript as partial. The transcript has 9 exons. Lineage: Eukaryota; Metazoa; Chordata; Actinopteri; Perciformes; Nototheniidae. The record is from RefSeq and is a predicted model, not a curated record.